This is a messenger RNA of Xyrauchen texanus (razorback sucker), 2854 nucleotides long. RefSeq names its product actin-binding LIM protein 1-like. The transcript has 25 exons. The coding region runs from base 163 to 2484 and encodes 773 amino acids. The record is from RefSeq and is a predicted model, not a curated record. Gene Ontology annotation, molecular function: actin filament binding. Gene Ontology annotation, biological process: cilium assembly; lamellipodium assembly. Lineage: Eukaryota; Metazoa; Chordata; Actinopteri; Cypriniformes; Catostomidae. Gene Ontology annotation, cellular component: actin cytoskeleton; stress fiber.
GAAGCUCACAGCCGCAGCUCAGAGCAUCUUCACCAACAACACACAAAUAAACCCUUGCGAUCUGCUCGUUUAAUCUAGCUAUUGUGUGACCGCGGGCGAUUUUGAUAUUCAUCUAAUCUCUCUUCAUUCUGUAGCCUGCCUCUGUAGGCAGGGGGACUCACCAUGCCCAACUUACCCAAUCUUAACAGCUUUGGUAAACUGUGCGGCUCUGGUCACAGCGACGACUCGGUGGUGCUGGACAGGGUGAAGCGCAAGAACUCAGUUCGGAGAAUGUCCAUUAUCGAGGAUGGGAACGUGGCUGAGGUGCUCUACCUCAUUCCCAAACAGUCCAUGAUGGAGCAGCUGCCCUUCCUCAACCCAAGUGAAUAUGUCAUCCUGGAGAAAAUGGCACCUCCUGACAUGGGACCUGUGGCUCAUCCUCAGGAAACCCACCAUCCACCAGGAAAACUGGUCAUCCAGUGCUACAAGUGUGGGGAGCCAUGUAAGGGAGAGGUUCUCCGGGUGCAAUCUAGGCACUUCCAUAUAAAAUGUUUCACAUGCAAAGUGUGCGGUUGUGACCUGGCCCAAGGUGGGUUCUUCAUGAAGAACGGGGAGUACCUGUGCACGCUGGACUACCAGAGGCUUCAUGGCACUCGUUGUAAUGGCUGUGGAGACUUUGUGGAGGGGGAGGUGGUCACUGCUCUGGGGAAGACCUACCACCCAUCAUGCUUUGUUUGCACUGUCUGCAAACGGCCAUUUCCUGCUGGUGAUCGAGUCACUUUUAAUGGAAAAGACUGCCUCUGCCAGCACUGCAUCCAGCCAGCUUCCCCAACCCCCAAAGACAUCAGCACCUCUAGCAACUGUGCAGGUUGUGGCAGGGAUAUAAAGAAUGGUCAGGCUCUUCUGGCCUUGGACAACCAGUGGCAUCUCGGCUGCUUCAAGUGCAAAGCCUGUGGCAAAGUGCUGAGUGGGGAGUACAUCAGCAAGGAUGGUGCUCCUUACUGUGAGAAAGACUACCAGAUACAUUUUGGUGUCCAGUGUGAGGCCUGUCAUCAGUUUAUCACGGGGAAAGUUUUGGAGGCAGGAGAUAAGCACUACCAUCCCAGCUGUGCACGAUGCAGCAGGUGCAAUCGAAUGUUCACGGAGGGAGAGGAGAUGUACUUGCAGGGUUCUACAGUGUGGCAUCCAGAAUGUAAGAACAACAGUAGAGUGGAAGACAAGUACAGACCCCUCCCACCCUCAGUAACCUCUCUGCACCAAUCAGAAAGGCAGCCCUCGAGGUCAUCGUCCGAGAGUAUCUGUUCGAGACCUGGCUCAAGCGUCCCUGGGUCUCCAGGUCACACCAUCUAUGCAAAAGUAGACAAUGAGAUUAUUGAUUACAAGGAUCUAGCAGCCAUUCCCAGAGUCAAGGCUAUUUAUGACAUAGAGCGUCCAGACAUGAUUUCCUAUGAGUCUCUCCAUUCCACCUUCACUACCUUGGAAAGACAAGGAAGGCACAGCCCAGCAGAGCCUGUUAGAGCCUCAGGUGGGAGUCCCCCCAGAGGCAGAGCCAAAACCCUGCCACAAGAAACUUCCUCAAAGUCAGCAGAAACAUCUCCAAGGACACUGUCUCCCACCCCUUCUGCUGAGGGUUGCUAUGACACGAGGGAACGCAUCAUACAGAGAUCCACCAGUCAAGGCUCUAUCAGCUCUCCUGUGUAUCACCGGCAUAACUACAUACCUCCUCUAUCCAAGUCGCCCCAGCAUUUCCACAGACCAGGAAUGCUGAAGCUCUGCUCCUCUUUGCGCUCCAGCAACAGCGAUACACGCCCUACCUCCCCCUUCCGACAUCACUUACUCCCCCAUAACAAAGAUUCUUUCUACAUAGGCACUGAGCCAUCCAGUGGCCGGAGUUCUCCCCUUUCCUCUCGGCCGGCCACCCCGACCCUCUCUCUGACCCCUAAACAUUUCCACAUCCCAGACCAAGGCAUUAACAUGUAUAGAAAACCACCAAUCUACAAACAGCAUGAUUCAGCUGCCCUGGCAGCCCAAAGCAAGUCCGCUGAUGACAUCAUCAAAUCUUCCAAGUUUCCUGCUGCUCAUGCCCCUCGGCCGGAUGAAACCUCAAAGAUUGAGACAGACUACUGGCCAUGUCCGUCAUCCCUUGCUGCUUUAGGCUCAGAUGGAAGGAGUCGCUCACGGGACGAGGAAGAGGAGGAGCAAGUGAAACGCAGACAUCUUCAGGAAGAACAUCUCAGCAAGAUCCAGUCAGGUCUUGGGAAGCUCAUUCUUAAGGAGGAAAUGGAAAAGGAGAUGAACAGAGAGAGAUACACACGCAGUGUGGCCGCCAAGCGCUUUGACUCCCAAUACGCUAACUGUACCAUAGACUCCCAAACAUCCAAAACCUCUUCUCUGCCAGGAUACGGACGGAAUGGCUUGCACCGGCCCGAAUCUACAGAACUCUCUCAGUAUAACAGUUAUGGGGAUGUAUGUGGAGGACAGAGAGAUUUCAAGGUAUGUGAUUGACAAACAUUACACACUGAGCAUGUGCAUCAGCAAUCAUGUACAUAUGGAAGUGAAAUCAUGCUACAGUACAUGUAAUUGGAAUGGCACUCAUACCCUCAUUGCUAUACUUGUGUCUGAGUUUGAGCAAUGGGGAAAGACAAGAGCACAAUCAAGGGUUUUUAAAAUACUACCCCACCAAUCAGCACUGAGGCUACAAAACACAUCACACGGAUAGUUGAGUUUCCAGCCUGGCUCAAUUGACCUCCCUCAAAAGUACUCUAUGCAGCACAGUGUUAGGAAUUAGAUUCAGACUAUUUUCCAAGAUUCUGAAUUCUUCAAAACAGUUUUUGUUUUCUUUUAUCGUUUGCAUCACGUGUAUGUGUUCUGUUCU